AUGUUCAACCACAGCGUUGUGUAUAACCGUUCGGACGACGAUUCGGCCGAUGGCAACUUACCAGAAUUGUUUGAUGAUCAUUUCACUUCUCAGUUUUACAAACGUAAGUCGUUUUCAUUAGUUUUUGUGACAGUUUUAGGCUUUGGGAUCGAGCUUUUGUUAAUAUAGAAGUGUUUGUAAAUGUGAGAUGAAGUAAAAUUAUUUUCUAUAAGUUUUAUAUUAUGUUAGGGUUGUUUAUUAAUUGCUUUUCGCAUAAAAUAACCUGCUUCACCCAAUAAAACUUGUGUCAUUUCGCAGGAAAAGCCGAUACUACACUUCGUUUUCGACGUAAAAAGUGAAAGUAAAACGAUUUUAGAAGCUCUAUUUUCUUUUGUUUGAAGAAUAAAACAUGGCGCGGGAAGUUUAAGAAAAAAUGGUAUAUUAUAUUUUGUUUUUAUUCUAUUUUUCUUUGAGAAAGUUUUAUUAUUCUAAGAACUAGCGCUUUAUUACGGAAGAUCGCAGUUUAUGUUGCUUAAAACAGUUAGAACUUGUUUUGAAGCCUCAGUAUUGCCUAAUUUUUAUCUUUUCAGUGAUGAUUACCAAAGAAAAAAACCUAAUGAAAGGAUGUCGAGCAAUUGUGAAGGAAACAACCGACUUGGAGGUCGAUUCAGAUGCUACUGAUCUCAUUGCUCAGUUUGCUGUAAUUUUGCUUUUUUUACAGAGUUUAUUUCUUAAAUUCACCUGUUUUGGUAUUAAAAGCGUUUAAAAGCUUGAAGUUUGCUUAGUUUUGACUGUAUUUAAAAGGUUUUUCCCAUCUAAUAGACCUAAGAUGUUUAAGAACUUUUGUUGUACAGUCUUGAAUGACUUUACUGAUGUUUUGUAAAAGAUUUUACGGUCCUAUUUCUAGGAAUGUGCUUUAAAAGUGAUGGUAAGAGAAUGCUGCAUCGAUUCGGGAAAAAAGAACGAAAAAUUCAUCACAUAUGACACAAUUGCUGAUGUUGUUCACAGUCGACAGUGUUUCGAGCCUUUGACCAUGCAGUUUCCGAAGAAGAUCCCUAUUGAGGAAGUUAAGGUAUUCCGACAAGCCGCUCAUAGCGCCAAUUGGACCAAGUUCAAGGGAAAAAAGAAGCCCAAACUGAACAAAGUGGUAAAGGAAGAAUAA
Messenger RNA from Bursaphelenchus okinawaensis, 1141 nucleotides. NCBI's taxonomy places the organism in Eukaryota, Metazoa, Nematoda, Chromadorea, Rhabditida, Aphelenchoididae. The record is from the annotation of a GenBank genome assembly.